This is a messenger RNA of Armigeres subalbatus, 1416 nucleotides long. Its product is annotated as clavesin-2-like. The transcript has 2 exons. The coding region runs from base 15 to 1049 and encodes 344 amino acids. NCBI's taxonomy places the organism in Eukaryota, Metazoa, Arthropoda, Insecta, Diptera, Culicidae. Gene Ontology annotation, cellular component: membrane. The record is from RefSeq and is a predicted model, not a curated record. Gene Ontology annotation, molecular function: phosphatidylinositol bisphosphate binding.
AUGGACAGAGCUUUAUGAAGCUCUUUUUGCAAGCUACUAGUUUGCUGCCGACCACACGCCCUGAAUCAUCCAUUGCAGUCGUAGUCAUGGCCAGUAACGAAUCAGUCGGUUUUAGUGUGGAAAAGUGUCCCAAAGAAUAUCCGUCCUACCGUUGUAGUCUGAGUGAACGGGAACAAAAACAAGCAAAAGAACAACUGGGGGAAGAUGACUUUGUACGGGAUCAAACUUUGCAAAAAAUGCGGGAAUGGAUUGCCUUCCAUCCGCACAUCCAAAAAUGUCGAACAGAUUCCAUAUUCCUGCUGCGGUUUCUAAGGGCAAGGAAAUUCAACUUGACAGAGGCAUGUGAAACCUUGGAACGAUACCUUUCGAUGCGCCAAGUGUUCAGAAUCUGGUUUGAGAAUUUGGACCCCGAAGAUAAGUACAUGAAACAGCUUCUGGCUGCUGAAGGAGCCCUACCACUGGGGAUAGACAACCGUGGUCGGAUGGUUGGAUUGGUCAAGGUUCGCAACUUUGAUGCCACUAAGUACACGUGUCACCAUUUGGGUCGAUUCACUCAUAUGGCGCUGGAGGCUUUUUAUGACGACGAACAGGUUCAGAUUGGAGGAGGAGUAGCGGUCAUCGAUUGUCAAGAUGCCACAAUGGCCCAUUUCACGUUGUUUAAACUUUCCGAUAUUAGAAAUUUUAUGGAGUGCCUAAAGUAUGCACUUCCUGUGCGUGUCCAGGAAGUCCAUCUCAUCGGUCUACCGCGCAUCGGAGCUGCGAUCGGUGAUCUCAUUCUCAAUUUCGCCAGUGCCGAGAUGAAGCGUAGAAUCAGUUUUCACUCAAACCUGUCUGACGCCUUGAAGUUGCUGGAUGUGAAUCUGAUGCCGGUGGAAUACGGUGGAACUCAAACUGCGAGGGAGAUUACCGAACGGUUGAGGAAACGAUUGAUAGCCAGCAGGCAAAUGCUACUGCAAUUAGAUGAAUUAGAAAUUGAUGGAGCGCCCUAUGCUGGAUUCUGGAAUCAAGGCAAAGAUGAAGACGUGGAGUUUGGAAUGGAAAUUGACUGAGUAAAAAUGUGAUAAAUAUGACCAAAUUUAAUAUGUAAUUGGCCAGUGAUGUACAGAUUUCAAUAGUAAAAUAAAAUGAAGAUUUUGAAAAUGAAUUAUGGUAAGCACUAAGUGAUAGUCAGGAAAACCCAGAAUAUUCGCUGUGGCAUUCCAAACUUUCUCGAUCGACUACUUUGUAACAAGUAAACAGCUUUGAACAGGGAGCUGAUUAGGUUAUGUUUGGGGCGUUCAUGACCUCGUCCAUCGUCCAGUGACCUUCCAUCUAACCUAAUCCAAUGGCCUCAUUAGGCCACCCCGCAAUGGCUGUCCAAAAGACUUUUCUGUGGUCCUUUGGUGGUGAGAUAUUGUACCACAGAUUGUACUGAGC